AGGGGAUCACACCAUAGGUGUGUACAGAUCAUACAUCUCUGGACCCCAAACAACCUGGUCUGACUUACAGAUUUAUCAACACUUUUAAUUCCCGCCCAUUAAAACAGCAUCAAAUUCAUCGGUUUGUCAGUUGAGAACUCUCCAAGGGAACACAUGUAUGUAUGCAGUGUCGAUCAUUCCUAGUGUUUGAUAGUCACCACAGCAAAAAGGAACUGAAGGCCUUUGGAGAUAAACCUGUGUGUUGACAAUAGGGAGAUCGUGUAUCAGACAGAGCUCGUGUCUAUGAGCAACAGGUAAAAAGCCUGAUAACAUUUGGAACCACACACUACACAUACACUGUGUAUGGACAUCUUGUAUCAGUGACGGACCUGUCAUACACUGUAAUACCUCUACAGACUUUUUCAGUCAAACAUUUUAUUGACCUUCUGGACCUUUUUCAGAACCAGAACAGUGAAACCCUGACUUACAAGGACAGUAAACAAGAAUCACUGAGAACCUGUGCCAAGAAGUAAACCUUGUGAUGUAGAAACCGAACCAGGUGAACUAUGAACCAGAACCAGUAAACCAGUAAACCAUUUAAAUUGUACUAUAAAUGGUGAGCAGACUCAUACUACGUAACACUACACAUCCUCUCACAUCGGGACAUGAAGCUGUGAGUGUCUUCCCCAUUAUACAUGGGACUUAACCAGACUUGUAAUACCCCCACCCCAGGGGAUAUAUAACCUUUAGGGGGUCAGCAUUAAUCCAUGUGAAAGACAAAAAGCCCUAGAGACCUGUCACUACAUUCCUGGUGUUGACAGGGGGACACCUGAUAUCAUCUCCCACCGCCACCACCAUAAUUACUUUGUCCCAUGGAGCUUAUAAAUAUAUACCAGUGCAGGAAGUGUUUCCAGUAGUCAGGACCUACAUCAGCCUGCAGUCAGGUCCUAGGUCUCUAGUCCCUGGAGGGCUCUCAUCACACACAAGAGUGGGUGUACCCGUACUCACAACAAUGCAGGGGAGCAGACUACUACAGUCCCUGCUUCUUUAUUUCUUAUGUGGAUACUGUGUCCUAUCGUCAACCAGUCAUGGAAUUCGGCACCGUCACAAACAUGGCAGUCGGAAGGAGGAUGGAGAUGACACCAGACAACAAGUUCUCGGUUCUAGUUGUGAUAACAGUUUUGACAGCCAUUUAGAAAAGUGCAUGGAGCCAUUCUCAAGGAAGGCUCAUAUUUAUACCACUACGCACCCUCAGAAUCCCAUUGUGAAGGAAAUCUUUGUUAAACAUGUGUGCAGACGAUACAAGAAGAUGCUACACUGCAUUCACCUGGUGCUAACAAACUGCCAGACAGUGACUAAUAUAGAGGUUGUCCAGCAAAAACUGGAACAAAGACUCUGGAUAGUUGAUGUGAAUAAAAUGUGCGACAUCCAAUCAGAUCCCUCAACACGAAAGCAUUCAGGUGGUACAAAGGGGAGUAACUCUAAACACAAAGUGAUACCCUCCUCCGCGUCUCUACAACCAAUCUCAUCCGAAAGGGUUUCCCAAUCUGUGACUCAAUCAGAAAUAGAAUAUUACAACAUGAAAAGUCGCGAUGCGGCUGAUAAAAUACCUCGCUUACAAAGCAAUCACGGUAAAAACAGAGACAGUGAAGAUAGCAUUCCAAAUAUCAUUCCAAAGCAUGAAAGAGAACAAUUUCAACAAUUUGGCACUAAGCUGGUUCGGCCAGAUCAGCUGACUAGACUGUCUAGCCAAAAAAUACCUAGACUUGUUACAUAUAUCAAAUAUAAUGUGUUUCUAAACGGACAAAAGCAAGACUCUCAAGUGGAAGCAGAUAAACUCCAAUUAGCAUCCACCGAUACUAGUAUUGAUUCUAUUUUAAAAGAUGGACAACAGCCAGUGAUGGUCCAGCUUUUGUACAUUGACACAAACAGUGUAGAUAGUGAUGAAACAUGGACAUCAUCAAAACAGUUUUCCUCGUUGAAUGGCAGCCAGGGAGUCAGUGGAAGUUCCUCAUUACUAAGCAAUCCUGUUGUCGUUCUUUCCGUCAUUUUAACUGUGAUAGCCAUACACAACACAUAAACCUCAUGCUAACUAUUAAAAUCAUUGAUAUCGAGACUACAACUGUACAUUAGAACAUAGCUCUAUUCAUCCUCAUUAAAACAGUGUCAGGGCCCUGAUAUUCAAACCAUGAACAGCUUAAGAAAUUGCUAUUGCAACUUUUUGAAAUGUAAUUUUUGAUAAAUAUUUUUAAAAAUUUGCAAACAUAUUUGUGUUUGUUGUCAUUAGAAAAU
Molecule: messenger RNA, 2271 nt
Organism: Mizuhopecten yessoensis (Yesso scallop)
Lineage: Eukaryota; Metazoa; Mollusca; Bivalvia; Pectinida; Pectinidae
Exons: 2
Coding region: 992-2059 (355 amino acids)
Source: RefSeq, a predicted model, not a curated record